AUGUCCACUGUUGAUCUUCUGCUACAGGACUUGGGUUACAAUACAUUAUCUACCAUUGGUGAAGGAUCCUACUCAAAGGUGAAAAUGGCGACAUCAAGGAAAUACCAAUGCAAAGUGGCCAUUAAGGUCAUAGACAAAAGAAAGAUCCCAGCUGAAUACACCAUGAAAUUCCUAGCCCGGGAGCUCGACAUUUUGAGGAAGGUUCGACAUCCCAAUGUCAUAACUGCCUUUGAGUUUAUUGAGAUAAGUAACGGACUACAUUUUAUAGUAAUGGAAUUGUGUGUGACAGACCUCCUACAGUUAGUGCAGACUACAGGACUGUUGCCAAGUGAAAAGGCCAGAAGUCUUUUUAAGCAAAUCACCAAGGCCAUCAAGUAUCUGCAUGAGCAUCAUGUGGCACACAGAGAUUUAAAGUGCGAGAACAUACUUAUUACAUCAGAUGACAAGGCCAAAAUCACAGACUUCAGCUUCGGAAUAAUGUUCCCCAAUGGCUCAAAUCUGUCUACCACUUAUUGUGGAUCUGCAGCAUAUGCUUCUCCUGAGGUACUACUGAGUAUUCCCUAUGACCCAAGGAAGUAUGACAUUUGGAGCCUGGGAGUGAUCCUUUACAUAAUGGUGACAGGAAAAAUGCCAUUUGAUGACACUAACUUGAAUGCAUUGCCAAAAAUUCAGCAGGUAGGAGUGAUGUUUCCAGAAGCUAUAGAAGUGGAUGCAAAAUGCAAAAGUCUCAUUAAAGAAAUCCUGCAGUACAACCCUAAUGAUCGACCUGAUAUCUUCACACUAAUAAAGCAAGAAUGGCUACUAGCAGCAUAA
Molecule: messenger RNA, 813 nt
Organism: Bufo bufo (common toad)
Lineage: Eukaryota; Metazoa; Chordata; Amphibia; Anura; Bufonidae
Gene: TSSK6
Product: testis specific serine kinase 6
Exons: 2
Coding region: 1-813 (270 amino acids)
Biological process (GO): protein phosphorylation; intracellular signal transduction; microtubule cytoskeleton organization
Cellular component (GO): cytoplasm
Molecular function (GO): ATP binding; tau-protein kinase activity; protein serine/threonine kinase activity
Source: RefSeq, a predicted model, not a curated record